UUGAUGCUGUGUGGAUCGCUUGACUGAAAGGAUCUUAAAGGAUAAAAAGGCAGAGGCUGCACCUUCUGCUUGUGGAUGUCAUGAAGGGAACAGGCUGAAGUUAUCAGGAGAGUGACAAGAAGCUGGUUUUUAUUGGCUUUUUCUUCAAAGUAUACAUGACUGGACUGUUCAUCCUAAGGGCAGCUGUAGCUUGAUGGGAGUGGCGCCGGGCUGCAAAUGGAAGGAAGUCUGCAGGUUUCACACAUGAUGGACUGCAACGACUCCCGUGCUCUGCUCUCUAGGGAGCAGCUCAUCUACACCAUCACCAUACCGCUGUCGACCUCCAUCAUCCUGGCCAACCUUGUCAUUAUCUUGGGCAUUGCCUGGAACCGCCAGCUCCACAACACGCCCAACUACUUCUUCCUCAGCCUGUUAGUAGCAGAUUUGUGCACAGGUGUGGCGCUUCCUUUCAUACCAUUAAUGGGUGUGAACCGGGAGUUAAGUUUUAGUUCCUGCAUGGUGGCUCACAUUUUCCCAAAUUUCCUCUUCCUAGCAUUUCUUUUAAACCUGGUAAUGGUCCACUAUGAGCGCUACAUUUGCAUCAUUGACCCCCUGCAUUACAAUAACUUGUGGAUGCAUCGCAGUUUUCCUCUGGCGUUGCUUGUGGUGUGGGCGCCUCCGCUUCUGUACGCAUCUCUACCAGCAUUUGGGUGGAAUAACUGGACAGGGCCAGAUUGGGACGGCUGUUGUGCAAGUAGCCAAAAGAUUACGCCAUUUUGUUCAACAAACGGCACCACCUGCUGCUCGUACAGGCGAGUAUUCCCCAAUGCUUUUAUCUACCUAGAGGUGUACGGACUCGUCUUACCGGCCAUUCUUACCAUCGCUGGCAUGACCGGACGUGUUUUAUGGAUCACCCGGGGCCAGAUGAAGGACAUUUGCCGUCUUCAUCGUUCAGUGGAACGGGGAAGUCAGGCCUCAGACCAAGAGCAGAGGCUGAACCUGCGGUACACCCGCUGCGUGGUGGCGGUGUCGCUGACCUUUCUCGCAUGCUGGGUUCCCUACCUCAUUUACAUGCACGUCUGCAUCGCCUUCUUGAUCAGUGACACCAAGUGGAGCUCCACCACUCACAUUGUGCUGUCGUGCACUGGUAUCGGAAGCAUGGCCGUGGUGCCGCUGGUGCUCGGCCUUGCUAACAGGCAGUACACAGAACCUGCAACCAAAAUUCUCCAGAAGCUCCGAGACAGAUGGAGGCGAAGGACGCAGGGAUCAGAGGCAGUGGCAGUCUGAGGAAAUACUGAUGAAUAUGAAUAUUUAUGGAUAUGAGAUUAUGUUGCCAGGGUUGAUUAACAUCAUGCCCAAGGUAUUGAUUAGGCCACCAGGAGGAAAUAUUGCAUUACAGCAGAAAAAGACUCCUGCAUUCAUUCUAUCACAAUGAAUUGUCAGUGCUCCAAAUAAAGGCCGCCACCAUGACACUGGGUUUAGAAACAUCAGUUGUUUUUUCCAUUACAUUUUCAGAAUUUAGCUGACUUGAAAGAAAAGCCUAAAGCCUCAUUCAGACAGGCUCAAUAUUACAGAAGGAGGUUUGGAUUCAAAUAUUCACUGUGUUUCUCUGUAAUUUAACUCACAGUUGCAGACAGCAUUGUAGCUGUUGAGAAAUUGCAAGAUCUGGUCUUUAAUAGACGGACGUUUUGCAAGACCAGACAAAAGAGAAUGCCAAUAGCAACAGCACAUUCGAUGAGCUUUUAAGGUGGUUUUAAUUUUUGUCUGCUGUCAUAUUGGUUUCCAAACAAGCCGAUAUGUUGGUGUUAAUAUGUUUCCAGUCAAAUUUCACACUGAUAAAAAAAAAAUGUGGAAGGAAAAGCAGGUCAGAGGUGCAUUUCAAAAUAAAAGGCUGUAAUUAUGGCUGUGAUGAGGGUGAAAAAACUACCACAUAAGCACUCUAGGUGGGAUUAAAGGCCGCUGCCAGUAAUGUGAAACCCACCUGCCCCAGAGAAAUAAAUCCUGUCCGAAUGGUGCUUAAGUCUGCAACCAUGCAGUUGCAAGCAGAUAUAAAAAUACAAAAGUUAAAUAAAACCCUUGUACCAGUGAGGUACAGUACAUCCUCAUUUCUCUUUGUGCUGCCUGCUCUGGACAUCAGUUUCACUGGUCGUAGAUUUUCUCUAUCUGUCACCCACCUGCUUGAAAUGUUAACUCCUACUUCCCUUACUAGUGUUUAUCUAUAUGCUGGUAUGCAAGCUGAAGAGGGAGACAGAUGCAUCCACAGUCCGUAAUACAUCUGCACGACAUGAGGAGAUUAGGGAUUCAACAAGAGUGAAAACAAUGUCUGCAAAUCCACCAAGUUAUGAGUUUCAAGUUUCUUCCAUACGGAGGUCCAGUAAAUGUUACAGGAAGGUUAAAUACUGUAAAAACUGCUUGCAAACUGUAUUCAGAGACUAAAAGUUUAAUUUCCCGUUCAAGGGAAAUUAGAUUUUUAUUUGAGACUUGAUUAAACACAGAACAUAUUAUUUGUUUCCCCAGUCAAAAUGUGGUUUUAAAUGUGUACAGUAUGUGAGUGGUAACAAGAUGCCCAAAGACGAGCGAGCUCAGGAGGAAAAGCACACUACAAUCAAAUUAAAGAGCAAACAAGGUCUGAACUGUUGUGGGACAUUAGGAGAGAUGGGAUCAUGGGUUCAGGGUACACAAUCUGCCUGUGCUGCUUCGCCAAGCUAUGUUCCAACAUGUUUUCCACAUCAGAAUAUUACGUAUGUGUCCAGAAGACAGAGGAGAACCGGAGGAGGAGGAGGAAAAAGAGGAGGAGGAAGGAAAAAUGAAGACAGGACAAGACCGUCCGGCUCCAGCUCCUAAUGAUUGACUGCUUUCUGUUUCAAGCAGACAGACUCUGUUUUAUCUGACAAACACAGUAUAUCCAAGCUGUCUGGAUUCUCAACGUUUUUGCAAAUAUGCUUUCAGUCCGAGUGUAAAAUAAAAAGAAGUCUCAUGUCUCAUUGUUAAAGUUCUCAUGAAUAUUAGUUUCCUGUAAAAAUCUGCUUCCCCUAACUUGACCUCUUGUGAUUCUCGUAAACAACUUGUCCUUGCUGAUGUAACAAGACGUGGACCAACAGAACAAAGACUCACGCUAACCACCUGCUCCGUCCCACAACUUCCCCAUUUUAUUGUUCACUUCAUUAGAAACCUUUACACCAUUACAUGUGCGGGUUUUCUUUUUCACAAAGCUCACAAAGGAACGAGAGAAACAACUGCAGAAAGCUGAAAAAGUACUCAGAUUAUGCCAGGAACAGGAAGUCUUUGCACAUGCAAACAAAGAUAAGAAAACCUUUUUAAAAACACUGCUUGGCAUAAACAAAAUGUCUCCAUCUUCAAGCACUGAUUCUAGGAAAAAAAACCCUCAACCUGCCAAAAACAAUUGUCAGACUGCUCACUCCACCAGAAAGCACACAAAUAAAGGUA
Messenger RNA from Chelmon rostratus (copperband butterflyfish), 3426 nucleotides. Its product is annotated as G-protein coupled bile acid receptor 1-like. Gene Ontology annotation, biological process: G protein-coupled receptor signaling pathway. Gene Ontology annotation, molecular function: G protein-coupled bile acid receptor activity. The coding region runs from base 217 to 1266 and encodes 349 amino acids. The transcript is spliced from 2 exons. Gene Ontology annotation, cellular component: membrane. The record is from RefSeq and is a predicted model, not a curated record. Lineage: Eukaryota; Metazoa; Chordata; Actinopteri; Chaetodontiformes; Chaetodontidae.